This is a messenger RNA of Pseudomassariella vexata, 1059 nucleotides long. RefSeq lists its product as uncharacterized. The record is from RefSeq and is a predicted model, not a curated record. The transcript has a single exon. Bases 133 to 669 code for a protein of 178 amino acids. NCBI's taxonomy places the organism in Eukaryota, Fungi, Ascomycota, Sordariomycetes, Amphisphaeriales, Pseudomassariaceae.
AAUGCCCUUGGCAAACCCAUAAUCCCAAAUCCAAAUUAGUCAUUUCGAAGAUAACAAAAUCCAAUAUCUCUUCCCCAUAAUUUCAUCUCGAGCUUAUUCCGCACACACCAUAGCCUCGCCUGGUCUGUCUUUAUGCUUCGGAUCCGCCCGGGUCCUACGGCUGGCCAAUUCUAUUUCUUCAAUAGCUACUCAUUGAGCCUCUCCUCGUCAACCCCAACCCAACACACCACCAACACAGCCAUUUGGCAAACGGGGCCGCCGGCACAUUCUUGUCACCACGUUACCAUGAGAGGGAGAUGCUCACGGCAGACCGCCCUCUUGAUGGUGACCGGCUUACUGUUUCUGCUCAGCCUCGAGUUCGCAGGGGCAACCCAAUCGGCAGCCAGCCAAUCCGAGACUAGCAGGGAACCGAUCCUCAACGAGGCUAAGGACGUGGACCCAAUUACUAGAUGGCACCUAGACUGUUCCUGCGCGUCCAGAGUUGGGGCAUGUCUCCAGAACGCUUGUGGUGCCAGCUACGCCGACUGCGGCGGCGCUUGCCAGUGUGCGGCCGAUGGACGGAGCUGGACGUGUCGUCCGAUUGCGAGUUGUUCGUCCAGUAUUAUGGAGGCGCUAUGCGCCACUAGGUCGGGACGAGGCGUUCAGUGCCAGUGCAGGGCUUUGAAGUGAUGUGACGAGAGUCGAUUGACGAACCGCCCCAUUCGUAACAUGCAGGAAACAUGGAGUCCGCGGAGGAGAAAGGAAAGGAUUCGCCAUGUGGCGUGCAAGGGAACGAUAUCAGACAUGGGACGGAGAGUUUUUUGAGGUUUCGGGGCUCUUUCCCGUUCGCAGGGGAUUGUUUCUCGUCCUCGCGAUCCGGUCGAUCAUACAAUUGGCGCCGGGGCGGCCUGAAGAACAUCACAAGUCAGGAUGGUGUGUUCAACUGCUGUCUCAAAUGCCUCUUGGAACCCAUAGUCAACCUGGACGAUGAUAACUCAGGGUCCCGACUUCAAGGUUCCUACAGGUGGAUAGGUAGUCAAAUCUGUGGGCUGUUGCCCCGGGUUCCAAUCUUCAGAUGAU